AUGCGUACAGUGUCGCCCAGUGUGACGUUCUCAGGAUUCACAGGCGCCCGCGAGCCCACCCUGCAGGGAUCUUCGAAAGAUGGCUUCCUGUCGUCUUCCGAGCAGCUGUGGCUCUCAGGCUGGCCCAAGCCUGUGGCCUGUGUGUCCUCCAUCGUCAGGGACCCCUCUCAGGACGGGCUGCACCGAGGGUGGAACGGCGGGCUUCCAGGGACAAUUCGAAGUCAUGUCGAUGCAGAUACCUCAGUAUACACUGCUCAGUUAAGAGACCACGACCCGAGACAUUGUUUUAAAGGGGUGAAAAAGCCUCCACUCAAGUGGCCCAGGAGCGUGAUCCAGGAAGAUGAACACACAGAACCAUCUUCUGCGUUACUGGAAAAUUCAGUGGAAACUAGUGUGGGGAAAGCAGUCAAGCCCGCGCGGAGCGAUUGUGAGGGGCUCUGCUGGAAUUUGGCAGCGCGGAGGCUUGGAGAGCAGCCCCAUGCUGGCUCCCAUUCAGCCGGCCCGUUUUCCUCGAGCUUUGGAAGUUUCACUCAGCCGUGCACUCAAUGGCUUCACAAAGCUGAUUACAAGCUUCAGCGCAUUCCUGAAGGAGCCAAAAGCGACGCAGGUGCAAACGAGCCGAGGGAGCCCCUUAUCCCGGUGACAGAAUGGGACAAGCUGGGAAAGGCUUGGACCACACAAAUCCAAGGCUCACCAGGCAGCAGAAAGCCUGCCUUGGGAACCGGGGGUCAUUAUCCGCCCUAUUCAGCGGGGCCUGGGGACCCUGGGGGCCCAGCGAGGCCAGCACGGGCGGGAGCACCUCCGCCAGCGCGCGCCGCCGACGGGGGCGGGGAGGGGGGGGUGCCCCGCUGGGCGCUGCGGCCAGGCCAAGGCUCCGAGCGCUGGGCCGUGCGUUUGCACCGCCUGCGUCCGUGAAACCCGUUUUCGGGCAGGCAGAUGUCAACCCUAGUGGGGACACAGGUAAAGGAGCGUGCCAAGAGGCCACGCGGCGCGUGGGCAGUGCGCAACUUCUGUCGGGGUCCAGGCCGCACGGCCACGUCUCAGCCGGGGUCCCCAGGCCAGCGACACCCAGCUCCGCGGUCGCUCUGCUGCCUUUCUCCGAAGCCCACCUUUCCCGAUGAUCCCCUCUCCCGCGUGGCAGCUCAGGCCCGCGGAGAGCGACCCCGGGUGGGACAGUGGCCGCACGCGUGGAGUGGGGAUGGCGGGUCAUGCAGCCAUGGUCUAAGAGCGCUCGACGUGGUCGAGGACGCUUUCGCUGCGAUUUGAUUCCGCGGCGAGGGCGAAGGGCAGUUUCCUUCCGACUGAUUCACCAAGUCUCCUCGCACUCAAGAACCGCAAAGUUGGGACUGCGGGCGCCAGAAAGAAACGGGCGGCGUCUCGCGGAGCGCGCGGGGGAAGAGGGACUUCGGGAGCGAGACUCGGGGCAUGGGGGCGGUGCA
This is a messenger RNA of Saimiri boliviensis boliviensis (Bolivian squirrel monkey), 1439 nucleotides long. NCBI's taxonomy places the organism in Eukaryota, Metazoa, Chordata, Mammalia, Primates, Cebidae. The record is from RefSeq and is a predicted model, not a curated record.